Nymphalis io (European peacock) is the source of this 1857-nucleotide messenger RNA. RefSeq lists its product as uncharacterized. The coding region runs from base 1056 to 1775 and encodes 239 amino acids. Lineage: Eukaryota; Metazoa; Arthropoda; Insecta; Lepidoptera; Nymphalidae. The record is from RefSeq and is a predicted model, not a curated record. The transcript is spliced from 7 exons.
ACGUGAAUGUGUAUUUUAAUUAAAAAAGGAAAAAUAUAAAAAUAUUCAAUUGUAACGUACAAUAGGGAAUUGAGUGUACCUCCUCUUUAACAGCACCUACUAGCUGACGUUGAUUGGGCCAGUACGUGGCUCCCAUUGGUAACGAGUUUCUGAAGAACCCAAGGAGUAUCGUCCACACUUAAUGAUGGUAAAAUGGCCUUUAUAAGACAAAAAACGAAAGAGACGAAAAAUGACCUGGUAUUUUAAUUCACCAAGAUAGAAAAGCAUUUACAAUGAUAAAAAAAAAAAAAAUUAUCUGUGAUAUAUCACAUUCUAGGUUGCGCAGUUAGCUUAUAAAAAAAACUGAAUAAUUCAUUUGGUUAUGUGAUAAGAUGAAUGAAAUACUUUAAACAAGCUAAAAAUAAUUGAUUAUUUUUUAUUUGCGUUUUUGUCGAUAGAGCGUAUGAGGUGAGCUUGCGUUAGUACAACCAAUUAUAGAUAAGAACAAGUUCCAAUACGAUUUAUGACAACACAUAAAAAGUAUUUUAAAUACAGGCUUAUGAACAAACCCUUAUAAAUAAACUAGCGCUUUACACGUAGCUUCGCUCGCGGCAUAAUUGAGAAUUACUAAAUACCAAUUCCAUAUUUUCAUACAAACUUACGGGGAGUAUGUUGCGGCGCUUCACUAUCUAUCAUCGCGGGGUGCGGGGACGCGCCUACCAACUUAACUUCACAUGUCGUCUCGACUCGCGUGCGCGACACACAUCAGUUCUUCAUCUUAUAAUUAUUUAUCAUUAAUACAAGUAUUCAAUUUCCAAAGUCAUCGUUAUUUUUACCACCACAAAAGCAGCUAUCGAAGCUAACACUAACGUUAUAUAACUGCUGUGAGGGCACCUUUACACACAAACAAAGCAGUAAAAAAAAAUAAAUAAAUAUAUAAAAUGUGUACGGAAUCCACCAAAAUUAUAUUUAAAACAAUGAAAAAAAAAAUAAGACUUGAAUAUACUUGGUAAAUAGCAAAAGAUAUAUAAAAAGCAAACGGGAAUUGCAAAUGAACACUUUACAAUUUGGACAUCAUGGCAGUCAGGGGUUGUUUGUUAUAUGUCGCAUUUGUUGGACUCCAAGUUUCAAGUACCUUGGCAGCAGGUACAGUGCCUUUGACUUGUUUCCUUCAGAACCAAAAUUUCUUUAACAUAUUUAAUAGAAGAGCUGAACUUACUUCUAAUGGGACUUCAACAAAUCCUCCACAAUUUGAUACUAUGCGCGUAAAAGGAAUUGAUUUGAACAAGGAUGGAUGGAGUUACAGGACAACAAACCUAGAAUAUAGCGGCCUAAAUAAUGCAGUUUUAGAUGACUUUGGAUUUAAUUUCAACUCUAAUAUAACACACUUAACUUUCCAUACGGAUAUGGUGGUCACGUGUCAAUACUUGACAGAUGGAUUAUUAUUUUCACAACCUGUUAGCGGCGCAGGUUCCUGUAUUGUGCACCUUGAUAAUAUUCAAUUCGGUAUGAUCAUGCCGUUUAAUGUUCAGGAAGAGUACGGUCAACAGUUUAUAAAUCUUAGGAGCUACCGUUACUUUUACGACGUAAGAGAUGGUGCUAACUUUACUUUAACCAAUCUUAACUUCGGAGAUAAAGAAUCAAGUGACAGAAUCCAUCAUCUCAUGAACUCCAAUUGGAAAUUUAUCACAGAACAAUAUUCACCGAUUUUUCUAGACGCAGCAGCUGAAUAUAUGUUUGAAAUGUUUAGAAGCAAUAUGCGUGACAUGCCUUUAAAGGGCCAAAUUAGUUGCUAGUUUUUAAUAUUAAUUAAUAUUUCAAGAAAUAAUUUUAAAAGCUUGAGCAUGUUGUUGUUGCAAUUUAAAUUAAUUCUUUAUU